Messenger RNA from Thalassophryne amazonica, 646 nucleotides. RefSeq names its product transcription factor 4-like. Bases 296 to 646 code for a protein of 116 amino acids. The transcript has 3 exons. The record is from RefSeq and is a predicted model, not a curated record. NCBI's taxonomy places the organism in Eukaryota, Metazoa, Chordata, Actinopteri, Batrachoidiformes, Batrachoididae.
UUCCCCGCGUGACACUGCUCCUCCGUGCGCGCGCCACGGCGAUCCGCGGCGGAGCGGCUGCGUCUUAACGCGCACACGUCGGACUUUGGCGGAGAAAAGCCUCCCGUCGUUUCCGGACACUUUGUGGCCACUUUACCUCCUGAAUCCGGACUGAGAGCUCGUCCUGAGGAUGGCACCAAACUAGAAUCCGGAUCGAGGGUGUUUGAGUGGAUUAAUCUGUGGGAUCGGGUGUUCCUGUCCGUGUGUGGUUGUGUCCAUCCGUCCAGCUCUAUGUUUGUAGGUGAUUUGUGUUAAAAUGCAUCACCAGCAGCGGAUGGCAGCUUUGGGAACAGACAAGGAGCUCAGUGACUUACUGGAUUUCAGCGCGAUGCGAAACAGCGAUUUGAAAAUGUUCCCCACAUCCAUGAUGUUUUCCCCUCCUGUUAGCAGCGGAAAGAACGGACCGACUUCCCUGGGGAGUGGACAUUUCUCCAGCACAAGUACGUCAGCUUCCUCCUCGGCCACUUCUCCACCCUCCUUCCUCCUCUUUUCUCCUCCUCGCUGCUCUUACACCUGCUCGCUGCUGUUUGAAUUUUCCUGGAUGAUGAUGCGUGCGUGCAGAUGCACUUUUGUUUUGUGGAUUCAGUUUUAUUUUGAGAACUGCUGA